AAUAUAUUUUUUUUAAAUUUAUUUUUUUAUUUUUUUUCCUUUCAUCCUAUUUCUGAUUUGUAUAUAAAUAUACAGAUAAUAUAUUUAUUAUUUAUAUUUUCGAUUUAAUAAUUUGAUUACAGAUUAAUGAGAUACGUAUUUGAGGUAUGUAUUGUAUAUAUACAUAUUUAAAUUUGAUUUUUGCAUAUGUAGUGACACUAGUGUUUACAUUUUCAAUUUUAUCGUGUUCAUAUAUAACAUUGCCGACGCUAUAUUUUCUUGAAAAGCUAUUUUCUUGUGAAUUAAAAAUGCCAAAAGUACGUAGAAGUAAAAAACCUCCGCCAGAUGGUUGGGAAUUAAUUGAACCAACAUUAGAAGAAUUAGAACAGAAAAUGCGAGAAGCUGAAACGGAACCUCAUGAAGGCAAACGCAAACAAGAAUCUUUAUGGCCUAUAUUUAAAAUACAUCAUCAAAAAUCACGAUAUAUAUAUGAUUUGUAUUACAGACGGAAAGCUAUAAGUCGUGAAUUGUAUGAUUAUUGUCUGAAUGAAAAUAUAGCAGAUAAGAAUUUGAUAGCGAAGUGGAAAAAGGUGGGAUAUGAAAACUUAUGUUGUUUACGUUGUAUACAAACCAGAGACACUAAUUUUGGCACAAAUUGUAUUUGUCGAGUACCUAAAGGCAAACUUGAAGAAGGCAGAAUAGUGGAAUGUAUUCAUUGUGGAUGUAGAGGAUGUUCUGGAUAACAUUUGGCAAUAAUAAAUAAAAUAAGAUGCGUAUUUACAUUUUUGUCAAUUGACAUUGUAUGUUAUUAAACAUUUUAUUGCAUAAUACUAAUGACCUAUGAAAGUAUUAACAUGAAAAUUAUAAACAUAUGUAUAUCUUUAUUAUCAUUUUUAUCAUAUAACUCUAAGUAUUCAUAUAAAUUUUAGAACUAUAUUGCUAUCUUUAUAUAAUUGCAGGUUUUUCGUAUUUGAAUUAUCAUACAACUAAUUGAAGUAUACAGAUGAAUACAAAAUUCUUAAUCUCGAACAAAAAAAUAUAUAUCACUUUUUUAAUAUGAAAUACUUAUUGUACGUAUAGAAACUAAAAUGAAAUAAAUAAUUUUUUGUUCAAUUUCAAAAA
Messenger RNA from Apis cerana (Asiatic honeybee), 1101 nucleotides. RefSeq names its product BUD31-like protein (gene l(1)10Bb). The record is from RefSeq and is a predicted model, not a curated record. Gene Ontology annotation, cellular component: spliceosomal complex; nucleus. Gene Ontology annotation, biological process: mRNA splicing, via spliceosome. NCBI's taxonomy places the organism in Eukaryota, Metazoa, Arthropoda, Insecta, Hymenoptera, Apidae.